This is a messenger RNA of Alexandromys fortis (reed vole), 404 nucleotides long. RefSeq names its product S100 calcium binding protein A5 (gene S100a5). The coding region runs from base 9 to 287 and encodes 92 amino acids. The record is from RefSeq and is a predicted model, not a curated record. Lineage: Eukaryota; Metazoa; Chordata; Mammalia; Rodentia; Cricetidae. The transcript is spliced from 2 exons. Gene Ontology annotation, cellular component: nucleus. Gene Ontology annotation, molecular function: calcium-dependent protein binding; transition metal ion binding; calcium ion binding.
ACAUCGUGAUGGAGACUCCUCUUGAGAAGGCCCUGACCACCAUGGUCACCACUUUCCAUAAAUAUUCAGGGAGAGAGGGGAGCAAGCUGACCCUGAGCAGGAAGGAACUGAAGGAACUGAUCAAGACAGAGUUGAGUCUCGCAGAGAAGAUGAAGGAGAGCAGCAUCGAUAACCUGAUGAAGAGCCUGGACAAGAACAGUGACCAGGAGAUCGACUUCAAGGAGUACUCCGUGUUCCUCACCACGCUGUGCAUGGCCUACAAUGACUUCUUCCUAGAGGACAAGUAACCAGGCUCUUCCCUGUCCUCACCUGCAGUCCCUUGCUCUGCCCCUGCAGCCUCUUUAACUGCCCCUCUGAUACCCUGGCCCUUCCCUUCCUCACAGAUGGAUUCUUCCAGUAGAGAA